UAAUCUAAGACAAGUUAUAUAAAUAUAUAAAUAUAUAUAUACAAGUGUGUGUGUGUGUAAAUAUAUAAAAUGCUAAAUGCAUCUUGAGUGGUAUAUUUGACUAUCUUAUCAUUUAAACGUCCGUCGUCAGUUGCUGCAGACAUUGUGUAUUUUAAAAUUUAUUUAUCUUUUAUUAAUUUCUUUAUAGAUCUAUAAAAUGAAAUAAUAAUAAUAAUAAUAAUAGUAGUAUUAUAAGAUAGUGGUGUUGGCUGGUUGGUUCAGUUGGUUGAUAAAUAAUAAUCGUGCUUACUCACAUGUGGUGUGUGUUUGUAACAGGUGACUGGUGCAAGUGGCACGCGACUAAAAAAUGAUAUUAUGUGAUAAAAAAUUAUGUUGUAAUAAUGAUGGUGAUGAUGAUGAUGAUGAUGACGACGAUGAUGAUGAAGAUGAUGUAAAUAAAUAUUUAAUAAAACCAAGUGAAUCAAAUUUAAUUAUAAAUAAAUAGUAAAUAUAUAUUUUGUCGAAUGGUUGAGGGUUGCAAGUGUCAUCAUCGUCGACGUAAAAGACGAAAAUCUGAUAUUAAAAAAUAUAAAAAAAAUAGUGUUAAACUGGCGUCAUUUAAACGUGAACAAGAGUCUCGGGAUACUCGGACCCGUCGACGUAUUAAUGGUGCUGGUGGUGGUGGUGGUUCAUUAUCAAGUCAUGGAAGUGCAACUGGCAUACAGUGUGGUCUUUGUGCUGUUCUUACUGGUUUAUUUAGACGUGCAUUGUGCAUUGCCGGUAGUAGAAGAGGAUCUGGUGAAUCUUGUUAUCAAGAAUUAACAUGUGACAAUCAACAACAAGAUAUUAUUACAACGACAACGACAACUAAUAUACAAGAAAAAACUUGUAAUAUUGUUGUAUCUGUUGUAUUGUCAACACCUGAAAAAACAUCAUCAUCAACAUCCCCAACAACAACAACAACUGAUGAAAAUAAUAAAAAUAUUCAUAUCAUUCAAUUUGAGACGUCGAAUGCAGAGGUCACAGUCGACAGUUCCAAACAAAAUGCAGUAUUUGUACGAAAAUCCGAUGCAACAACAUUAUUGGAAUCAUCUGGAUCAUCACCACUACCACCACCAUCAUCAUCACCUUCUGAUAUUAAUAAUAUUAAUAGUCGUCGUUAUUCAGAUACAGAUCGUCAACUCAUUGAAAAUAUUAUUAUUGACACCAAUGAAAAUUCAAGAAUACGUAAUGGAAGUAGAUUUUUAACAAUGCACAAAAGAAGACGUAAAAGAUUAACAACAAGAUCAUUGAAUCAAGAACCAGGAUUACUUGAUGACAUAUUUCAUGGACAAGUUCAGUGUGUUCUGCAGAGGGCCGGACAUUGGCGCUUCAACGCAUUUACCCUGGAGACUGUAUCUGGAGGUCGUUCUUUACCAGUGUUAUGUGUGCAUUUGUUUCAAUGGUAUGGUCUAUUGAAACAAUUUCAAUUGGAUGUUGUCAGAGUGUGGAAAUUAUUUGCAUUGAUUGAGGAAGGAUAUCAUAGUACAAAUCCUUAUCACAAUAGUAUUCAUGCAACUGAUGUUACUCAAGCAAUGCACUGUUUUCUUCAAGAAGAAAAAAUAAGAAAACAUUUGACUAGUUUGGAAAUAAUGGCAUCAUUAAUUGCUGCUGUAACACAUGAUCUGGAUCAUCCUGGUGUUAAUCAACCAUUUCUCGUUGCAACAAGUAAUCACUUGGCCAAACUUUAUGAAAAUACAUCUGUAUUGGAAAAUCAUCAUUGGCGUUCAGCGAUAGCAUGUCUUCUUGAGAGUGGUGUGAGUGAACAGCUAUCACCAGAAAUACGUCCAGAAUUACAGGGUUAUAUUAGUUCAUUAAUUCUUGCAACAGAUAUAACACGUCAACAAGAAUUUUUAACAAAAUUUAAAUCUUAUCAGGAUAAUAAUAUACUUGAUAUGAAAAAAUGUGAAUAUCGUCAUUUUAUAUUACAAAUAUCACUUAAAUGUGCUGAUAUAUCAAAUCCAUGUCGUCCAUGGGAUAUAUCAAGAAAAUGGUCAUACAAAGUAUGUGAAGAAUUUUUUCGUCAAGGUGAUUAUGAACGUCAACUAAAUCUUCCUGUAACACCACUUUGUGAUCGACAAACAAUAAGCAUACCAAAAAUACAAUCUGGUUUUUUUCAAUUUGUUGUAACACCAUUGUACAAUGAAUGGAAUAGAUUUCUUGGUGAUGGAUUAAGUAUAAUAUUAAUGAAAAAUUUAAAAUCAAAUCAACAAAAAUGGGAAAAUUUAAUUGCUCAAGAAACAAUUGAUGAUGUUGAUGAUGAAGAUGAUAAUAAUAAAACUGAUCAAGAAGAAAUACAAAAUUCACAAAUUUCUGAAGAUCCUCCUGAUGUAUGUUGUGCUAUUGAUAAUACCGCAACAUUACAAGAAGAAGAAGAAGAAGAAGGAGAAGAAUCUUACUCAAUUGACAUACAAUUUCAUGUAUUUGAUAAAAAUUUACAUAAAAUAUCAACAUCGUCAUCGUCAAGACGUUCAAGUUUACCAUACAAUUAUUAUGAUAAAAAAUUAACAGGACGUCGUCAUUCAGUACCAAUGAGUAUUAAACCACAAUCAUCAUCUUCAUCAUCUUCAUCAUCCAAAACAACAGCAACACCACUACCACUAGUUAAACUUGAUAAUCAAAGUUGUUGUAAUAAUAAUAAAUUGAGCUCAUUAUCAUUAUUAUCAUCACACAGUAGUCUAAUUGAAUCAAUAACAAAUACAAAUACAAAUACAGAAAAUGAAAGACCAGUUAGUGCUGAAAAUUUACUUCCUGAAACAAGUAUUGCAAGUAUAACAAGUAGUAUUGAAGCAUCAAGAUUAUCAAGUGUAUUAUCACAAUCACAAACAACUAAACAAUUAACAAGACAACAAACAUUUCCACCACUUCAACCAUACAAUAGAAUACGUUAUUUAUCAACAACUGCUGAAAUGUCUAAAUGUAAAAUUGAUGUAUUACAUGAAACUCCUCAAUGUUCACAAAAUAUUGAAGCUAAUCAAUCACAUUCAUCAUCUAAAACAACAACACCACCACCACCACCAUUAUCAACAACACCAGAUAAAAAACGUGAACGUAAAAUAAGUACUCGUUCAUAUACAAUUGAUCAUCAUCAUCAUCAUCAUCAUCACCACCACAGUAGUGGAAAAAGACGUGAAUCAUCAGCUUAUGCUGAUUUUAAUAGGCUCAAUGUUGAUUCAGCAUUUAUUGGUAAUGAAAGACGUAGACAUUCUUUACAAGGUGUUAAAAGUGAUGAGCUACCAUUAUCAUCAAGACAUCAUAAACAUCACAACAAUAAAAAUAAUGAUAAUAAUAAUAAUAAAAAUAAAAACAAUAUUAGUAGUAGUAGUAGUAGUAAUAGUAGUAGUAAUAAUAAUAAUAAUAAUAGCCAUUAUCAAUAUCAUAAAAGACCAUCAUCAGCACAAGAGACUGAUUCAACACAAGUUAUUUAUGCAACAUUAACUGGUGUUACAACAUUUAAACAUAAAUCAAUUUGCUCUGAGAGUAUUGAUAUAUCAUUAUCACAAUCUAAUGUAAGUUUAGAAGAAUCUGCUGCUGAUGAAGAACAAAAAUCGACUGAUAAAUUUAUGCCACUACCAGCUGAUAAUAAUACUAUCAAUAAAUUAAAAGAAACAGAAAGUCUCAGAAGAUUUUCAACGCCUAUUAAUAAUGAUAGCAAAAUUGGUUUUAUUGGACGUGAAAAAAGUGGUAGAAGAUUUACAAUGAUUCCUGUAACAUCUGAAUUACCAAUACAAAAAGUAUUUUUUAUUGGUAGUCCACCUGAAUCACCACCAAGACACAAAAGUAUAUCAUCAUCAAGUGACAGUGGUAGUGAACAAAGAAAAAGUAUUGGUGAAACUUGUUCUGAACCAAUAUCAUAUUAUAAAAGUUCAAAAAUACAAAAAAUGAGUGAUGAUGAUGAUAAUAAUAAUAAUAAUAAUAAUAAUGAUGGUGAUGAUGAUGAAAGAAUGAAGGAAAAUGUUGAUCCACGUGUUACUACUACUGAUGAAGCUGGAAAAUUUACAACUGGACGACGAGUUGCUCAGGGAGGAUGGGCAAGAAGACGUGGAUCAGCGCCAGUUGGACUGAUGUUUCGUCUGGAUGAUGGUCCAUUAACUGUGACAUCAAGAAUAGACCGACAUAUGAGACGUGGUUCUGUACCUGCUGACAUUGCCAAUCAAACAUUUACUUCUGGUGGAUCCUUUCGAUCGGCAUUGGGCAUUCGAGGAGAAAAGAAAACAUCAUCAUCAUCAUCUAGACGAUCUAGUUUACCUCCAGAAGCAGCAUUUGUAAAUAUACUUGGAAAUACUUUUCUACCAACAGAUGAACGUGAAAAUAACAACAAUAUAAAUCAGGGUAUGCCAUCACCAAGACGUGGCUCUGUACCAGCAGAUAUAUCAGAAUUACGUCGUGAUUUAUUUGGUCGUAGCAGUAUUAAUAAUAAAAGUCAACAACGUAAUAGAAAAAAAACAUUACGUCGACGUAGCAGUGGUGGACCUGAAAUGUUUUCCAUUUGUAUAAAUAAUACUGAUGACAAUGAUCUAAAUGCUAAAUGGUCUGGAUGGAAACGUGAAUUUUUAAUAAGAGAUUCAAUACCAGAACCAAGUGUCAAAAGACGUGGUUCAUUGCCCGUUGAAAUGCUAUCAAUAUCACAUGCUGGUAAUGGUGGUGGUGGUGGUGGUGUUGCUGGUGGUGCAGGUACUAGCAGACGAAGAUCAAGUCUAUGGAGACUCUAGCAAGCAACGAGAUCAUCAUCAACAAAGUAUUAUCAACAACUAGAUAAAACGUGAUAAUAAUCGCCCAAUAUUUACGUGACCUGCAAUGGCAAGAUUAGAUAUAUAUAUUUUUUUUAAAUUCAUUUCAUCUUUUCAUUUGUCAUAUAUUAAAUUAAUAUCUAUAUUUAUUAAAGUCAUUAGAAUAAUUUAAAAUAACCUUGAGCCGUUAUUUUUAUCAAUCAAUCAAUUAAUUAAAUUAUGAAAAUUUAGAAAUUAUAAUUGUUAUUAAAAAUUAAUAAAUGUCUUCCUUAUGAAUUAUUUUUAAUUCCAAUGGGUAUUAUAAGAUCCAAAUUAAUUUGUGCCAUAAUUGUUUUGUUUUUUUUUUUUUUUUUUUUACGGCUCAAGCAAGUAAAACAAAACAAAUAAAUUUUUAAACAAUAAAAAUAUUAAUAAUAAUUUUUUUUUUUAUAUUUAAAAAAAUUAAAUUAAAAUAGGGCAAAGAUGAGAUACACUCAAUCACACACACACACACACAAAAACAGGAUUCACGAUGAUGAUUUAAUUGUCUCAAUUUAUUAUAAAAAUUAAAAAUAAUAAUUUAUAUAUUUAAAAAUAAAAAAAAAUAAAUGAUGCCUAGGUACGGAGAAUAAAAAAAAGACUGGUAGGAAAAAAAAAAUAAAAUAAAUAAACAAACAAAAGUUAAAUAAAAUUGAAUUGAUAAAAAUAAUUAAAGUUAAAUUUUAAAGUUAAAAAAUUAAAAAAAAUAAAAUCCGAAAUGUAAUUUGCUCAUAAAAUUAUUAGAAAGAAAAUAAAUAAUAAUAAAAAUAAAUAAAUAAAAACGAUAGAGAGAGUUAACAAAAUAAAAGUUAAAAUUAAUUAUCGAAGCAAUUAAAACAAAGUUGAUCAAGCAAAUUUCCAAUAUUUUACUAUUAUUUUUUUUUAAUUAUUAUUAUUGUAUACGAGUUGUUGGUUUAAUUGAAAAAUACUAAAUACAAUAAAAACAAUUGAGGAUUAUUUAAAAUUGCCAAUUCAUCAGCCAACGAAAAAAAAAAAAAAUCUCUAAUCGAAAAAUCUGGCUUUAAAUAACUUGAUGAUAGAAAUAACAAACGAAAAAUGGAAAAAAAAAAUUAAAUUAAACAUUUAAACAUUUGUUAAUUAUUAAAAAUAAUAAUUACAAACAUUCCAUUUUCUGUGCAAUGUAUAAACAAAGUUAAUCAUGCAUAGAUAAAUUAUUAAUAAAAUGUUCAACAUAAUAAAAAUAAUAAUGUGCAAUUUUAAGUGUUAAUAUCAUUUAAAAAUUCAUUGAAAAUUAAAAUAAUAUCAUUCAUCGUUGUUGGUAUUAAAUAAUUGAAUGAUAAUAUUAAUUAUUCAAAAAGAAAUGAGACAAUGAGUGAGAAAGGUUAAUUUCCAUAACAAGUACAUUUAUAAUAAUAAUAAUAAUAAUUGUGGAAAAGAUUUUUUAAGCGCAGAGGCGAAUAAGUAGAUUUUAAAAAUAAAUUUAGUCUGAUGGUAAUUAAUUAUUUAUGGUGAUGAUGAUGAUGAUAAACAAUGGUAUACAAUUUAAAUAGAAAUAAUAAUAAUAAUAAAGUCAUUUGCCCAGAUAGUUUACCUCGUGUACUGACAAUGUCUUUCAAAUUAAUUUAUCAUAAAACGACAAACUUGUAGUUGUAGAAUCAAUAAAUCAAUACUUUUCUCUUUGUUAAAAAAAU
Aphidius gifuensis is the source of this 6418-nucleotide messenger RNA. RefSeq lists its product as uncharacterized. Bases 504 to 4730 code for a protein of 1408 amino acids. NCBI's taxonomy places the organism in Eukaryota, Metazoa, Arthropoda, Insecta, Hymenoptera, Braconidae. The record is from RefSeq and is a predicted model, not a curated record. The transcript has 11 exons. Gene Ontology annotation, molecular function: 3',5'-cyclic-AMP phosphodiesterase activity.